GGCUCUCGGGCACCCGCGCGGCGCCCGUUGGCCUUCCCUCCGCUCGCCGGGGGCGCGCGCUGGCGGGCUUGCGGCUCGGACACCCUAGACACGCCCCCGCGGCCACCGCGGACAACGGCCAGCGUCCCCGGCGCGGCGGGCCAUGGAGGCCCUGCGGAGGGCCCACGAGGCCGCGGUCCGCCUGCUGCUGUGCGGGCCCUGGGCCUCGCGCGCCGCCGCCCGCCCCAAGCCGCGCGCCUCGGAGGUGCUGACGCGGCACCUGCUGCAGCGGCGCCUGCCGCACUGGACCUCCUUCUGCGUGCCCUACAGCGCCGUCCGCAACGACCAGUUCGGCCUCUCGCACUUCAACUGGCCGGUGCAGGGCGCCAACUACCACGUCCUGCGCACCGGCUGCUUCCCCUUCAUCAAAUACCACUGCUCCAAGGCGCCCUGGCAGGACCUGGCCGGGCAGAACCGCUUCUUCACGGCGCUCAAGGUCGUCAACCUCGGUAUUCCAACUUUAUUAUAUGGACUUGGCUCCUGGUUAUUUGCCAGAGUCACAGAGACUGUGCAUACCAGUUAUGGGCCCAUAACCGUUUAUUUUCUCAAUAAGGAAGAUGAAGGUGCCAUGUAUUAAAAGUGUCCAUCCAAGAACAUAAAUAUCAGUGGAUUUUCUCUAACAUUUUAUAAAGUUCAACAUUUGGAUGCUUACUCCUGCCAUGUCAGUAGAGAAAGUGAGUGAGAGCCAUUGAGGUGCAGACACCAGAAUCGUGGAGUAAUGCAGUCUAGCUUCGUUAAAGGUGCGCAUUUUAAAUGAGCUACAGAGUGAACUGUUCUUCAAGUAUACGUAAUGUUCACUUGUCUAAAAGCAAUUCUAAAUAACACUUUAAUCAAAGAAGUACUUAUGCCAGUAUAUUUAGUCCAGAAGAAUAUACUUGACACUAGUUAAAUGAAUAGCUUACACAAAGGAGAUAGUGUUACAUUAAGCUUCAUUAAUAAUAAAACAACUGACUAUUAGCAUUUUGCAGGAAAGGCUAGAACUGAUUUCCUUUGUAAUGGGCAAUGUUAAAUAACUAUAGCUCAUAAGUUUUAAGUCAAAUACUGCUCAUUCAUUGCUGCUGGACUUGUCAAUACUGACUGUAAAGGUUUGGUCCCAACACAAGGCUGAUAAAAUGGUUUUUAAUUACCAUGCUAUAAAUACAGCUUUUCAGUAGGGUUGCACCUCUUUUCACACUGGCCUGUUUGAUUUCUGAUAAUUUGUACUGCUGACUCUGCUUACCUGUUUUUCAAUAGCUAUAGUCAGUGUGACUUCUUGUCCAUAUAGUGAUAGGUAAGUCUCCUUGGAGAACAUCUUUGACAAACUACCCUAUUGAUCUCUGCAAUUCUCUGCUGCUUGCAGCAUUAAAUAGAGCCUUGAUUUCUUGUCUUAUGUGCUCACCGUGUAACAAUUAAGCAAAUGUAAUAUUUUCUUGUAUUACAUGAAAAUCAGUAGACCUCUUGAUCUGAUGGAGUUGAUGAUGGUGAAGGAUGAACUCAACAAUGGGGAAAGGCAUGGUGUAAAAACUUAAAUAUCAUUCAUUAGAUUUAUUCAGUCUUGUAAACUUUUAGUCUGAAAACAGUACUUCCCAUUGAACAGCAAUGGUUUAAGUUUUUUCUUUAAAGCUGCAUAUUACACCAAAGCAUUAAAGCCUAAAAGGGAGAAAGGGUAAAUGUGUAAGUCAGGUGACUGAGUCUAUUUUUAGCAUCAGCGCUCUUUUACUUUCUGACCUCAGGCUAAUAACUCUCCUCCUUUGUGUCUUAGUUUUUCCACCUGUAAUCUGAGAAUGAAACAAGACCUUUCUACCUGAAAAUGUACAUCAAUUUUACUUUUGUCUUUGCAAAAGCUCUAUUUUUAUAAUCCACAUUCUUCUCCCCCAUUAUUUACAUUUAUACUUAAAGGACUUCAUUAAUAAAGGGAUUUCAAAAAUAAGGCGAUGGGGAGAGAAGGAGGUGCCUUGAAGGCACACACCCACUAACCCUGAAGUGGCACGUGAGGAGCUAAACAGGCCCUGCCCUUCUGCGUAUCAGGAGUUUUCUUAAUUGAUGAAACCACUGAUUUAGCUUUUCUGUCAUAUUUCUUUGAUAGGAUUUUGUCUUUAAAAUAAUCCAACCAAAACUGUUUUAAUAAAGGUGUACUUUUAGUACAAACCCUUGCAUGUCUUCUAUUGUUAUUUCUAUGCAAAUGAACUAUCCGUAUUGGAAUAAAUUUCUAGGCAAAAUUCUUAGUUCCUAUGUAAGUUGUGAACCACUAUAAAGAUGCAGUAAACUAUUCGGGAGCAUGAGAGAGGCUGUUAAUAUAAAAAUCUCUAUUUUCUUAGUGCUGAUGUCCUAAAAUGCCAGAUUGUUCAAACAGUUACAGUUUACUUCACCACACAUACUUGGGCAUUAUUAUUUUUCUAAUGUUCACUUCCACAAAAAUUGAAACUUUUUUUGAGAAGGAGUUUCACUCUUGUUGCCCAGGCUGGAGUGCAAUGGUGCGAUCUCGGCUUACUGCGACCUCCACCUCCUGGGUUCAAGCAAUUCUCCUGUCUCAGCCUCCUGAGUAACUGAGAUUACAGGCAUGCGCCACCAUGCCUGGCUAAUUUUGUAUUUUUAGUACAGACAGGGUUUCACCAUAUUGGUCAGGCUGGUCUCAAACUCCUGACCUCAGGUGAUUCGCCCACCUCGGCCCCGCAAUGUGCUGGGAUUACAGGUGUGAGCCACCGUGCCUAGCCAGAACAUUUUUAAUUAUUAAAAACCAUAUGUAUUUUUUUAAGUACAUUUUACUUCAGGUCAUUUAUAUUUAUAUUCUCCCCAAACUGUAAGCACAGAACAUCUAUAGUUCAUGAAAUAUCUUUUAACUCUGUUAAAGAAUGAUGUUUGAAUAAGUGGGAUGACCUAAAAGGCAAAGAUCUUGGUUUCACUUCACUGAAAAGCUAAUGCAGAUAACAGAACCUUAUCCUAAGGCUAGUGGAUUAAGUAUCUACUGUUUUUCAGCGCUUACUAUUCAGACAAUAAUGAUGUUAGGGGGCAUCUUAACCUAAACAAGUACUUAGCAUUACAUCUCACCUGGGUCAACAGUCUAGGGUAUCAGAGUUAAGCUGUGUUACUGUAAAUUAAUGGAAAAUGUAACUGCACUUUGCUGAAAGAUCAAUGUCCGAUAAAGCCUGCACAAUCAAAUCUUGUUGCAAUGAUUGAGGUCUUUAAUUGCCUUUCAAAGAUAAGGUGGUAAUCAACACAGCCUUAACUGAUCUUUUUUACUAGUUCAAUUACAUGCUAAUGACCAGCGCCAAGUCAGAAUCUUUAACUACUUAUACUUCUUAAAUCUUAUGUUAGUAAUGAAAAAUUACUUAAGCUACACAAUCAAUAGAACACAAAUCUUAAUUACUAUAUUUCGCUUUCAUAUCAUUUAUGUGCUUGACAAAUGUUUCACCAGGGCUUUCCCGGCAGUAAGAAGUGUUGUUAGUAGUGACCACAGUCCACAGAGUAGUUUUCUAAUAUAAACUGGAGACAGAUGUUGAAUUUUUUCUUCUUUUAAUGAAAAUGUAGCUAAAACUGUUUCCAUGAACACAAGCUUGGCCAUUAGAAAAAAAGGCAAAAACCACAAUUACUUUUGCACGAACGUUUAAUAUUAUGGAAAAGGUUAAAAUAAAGGCAGAUGACAAAAGAAAAAAAUAGACAAAUUUGACUUCAUCAAAAUGUAAAAUUUUUGUGCUCCAAAGGUCUCUAUCAAGAAAAUGAAAGGCAACCCACAGAAUGGGAGAAAAUAUGUACAAAUCAUAAUACCUGAUAAGGGGCUUAUAUCUAGAAUAUAUAAAUAAGUCUUAAAACUCAACAACCCAAUUGAAAAUUUGAUUUGAACACACAUUUCUCCAAGAUGAUAUAUAAAUGGCUAAUGAGCACAUGAAAAGAUGUUCAGCUAAUCAUUAGGAAAAUGAAAAGCCCACAGUGAGCUAUCACUUCAUAUCUACUAGGAUGGCUGUAAUGAACAAGACGGUAAGUGUGGGUAGGAAUGUGGGGAAGUAAACCUCAUGCAUUGCUGGGGAAAUGUAUAUUGGUGCAGCUGCUUUGGAAAAGUUUGGCAGUUGCUCAAAAUAUUAAACAUGGAAUUACUAUAUAACCCAGCAAUUCUGCUCCUAGAGAACUGAAAAUAUAUGUCCACACAAAAACUUGUACACAAUUGUUCAUAUCAGCAUUAUUCAUACUAGCAAAAGAGUAGAAACAAAAAUAUCCAUCAACUGAUGAAUAGGUAUCAUGUAGCGUAGUCACACAAUGGAAUAUUAUUCAAAAAAUGAAUGAAAUACUGACCCAUGGUAUAGCAAUGAUGAAGCUUAAAGAUAUUACACUAAACGAAAGAUGCCAGUCAUAAAAGAUUUCAUUGAAUUCCAUUUAUAUGAAAUGUUCAGAACAGGCAAAUCUAUAGAGAGAGAGUAGAUUUGUGGUUGCCUAGGGCUGGAGAGAUUGGGGAGAAAUGGGGGUUACCACUAAGGGGUCUGGGGUUUCUUUUGGUGCUGAUGAGACUGUUCUAAAAUUGAUUGUGGUAUGGUUGCCCAAUUCUGUGAGUAUAUGCAAACCACUGAAUUGUACACUCUAAAUGAAAAAAGUGUAGGGCAUGGAAAUUAUGUCUUUUUUUUUUUUUUGAGAUGGAGUCUUGUUCUGUUGCCAGGCUGGAGUGCAGUGGUGCAAUCUCAGCUCACUGCAACCUCCAUCCCCUGGAUUCAAGCGAUUCUCUUGCCUUCAUGUGAUUCUCCUGCCUCCAUCUCUUGAGUAGCUGGGACUACAGGCGUGCACCACCACGCCCAGCUCAUUUUUGUAAUUUUAGUAGAGACAGGGUUUCACUAUGUUGGCCAGGAUGGUCUUGAUCUCUUGACUUCAUGAUCCACCAACCUCGACCUCCCAAAGUGCUGGGAUUACAGGUGUGAGCCACCGCGCCUGGCUGGGAAUCAUAUCUUAAUAAGGCUGUUAAAAUCAUUAAAGAGGAGAAGAGGACAAUGCACAAUUGGUGUUUAAUGGGUACAGAGUUUCGGUUCUACAAUAUGAAAAGCAUUCUGUAGAUGGACGGUGUUGUUGGUUGUAGAGUAACAUAAAUAUACUUACAACAACUGAAUGGUACAGUUAAUGGGAGGUUGGGGCAGGAGGAUCAUUUGUGCCCAAGAGUUCAAAGGCUACAGUGUGGCAUGAUCGUGCCUGUUAACAGCCACUGCACUCCAGCCUGGGCAACACAGCAAGACCUUGUAUCUAAAAAGAAAAAAAAAGGUUAAGAUGGUAAGUAUUAUGUUAUGUGAACUUUACCACAAUUAAAACAAUUUUUAAAAAUUAGCAAAGGAUUCAAUGUUAGUAUGAUAAAACAUGACUGCAUACAGUUAAAAAAAGUUAGUGAUUAAAAUAGUUAAAGCAUGUUGACAUCAUUUUCCAUGUUGCCGUCUCAGAAUUUAAAAAAAUUUACGAAACCUAGUUUUGAUUAAGUAGAUGAAAUUUCACUGGGAUCGUUUUUAGCACCAUUAUUAAAAUGAUACAUUUGGUUCGAGAUUACUUAAGAUAAGACCAGUGUAAGGCAUGUGAAGUGUUAGUACAUGAAAAUCAUCGUUCCUUAGAUCCUGGUUGCUGUAUAAAGAAUAUCAGCCACUACUAGUAAGCGGUUUUGUGUAGUAUUGCUUAUGGCCAUUUUAGUGGCACUUAGAUCAUUUUAAACACAGUUUAUGAACGUUGUACUACUCCAUUAUAUUAUUAAUUUAUCUUUGCUGAUAUUCACAGCAUCAAUUUAAAAGCUGUAAAACUUCAUGAAAAGUAGCUUAAACGAGGAUUUUGAUAAACAAAACGUUUCCGUUUUAAAAGCAAAUCAUGGAAACAACUUAAAGAAGAUUGGAAGUUUUUUUUGUUGUUGUUGAUAGAAUUAUGAAUCUUAUAAACUCAGUAUUUUUUAGUUAACCUAAAUACAUAAAUCUAUUUGAAUUCAUCUUAUGAAAAGAGAUAUGUCAUUGGAUAGAUGAUCAUUAUAUGCUUUAGUGAUUCAUGGACCUUGUUACAUACAUGCUUUGUAAUGUAUGAAUUAUUUAGUAAGAAAAAUCACAAUAAUUUUGUUGUUACUCAGAAAUGUAUGGGUUAGCAGAAACAAUUAUGCAGGCCCUGAAGCUGGCAUGUUAAGGUAACAUCAUUAACACUACGUAGUAUAAUUUUUUACGUCGUUAUUUGACAUAACCUUUACUGCUUCUGUGAGAAUAUAUCAGUAAUUUUACAACAAUCUGUCUGUAAACAGAACAUUGAAUUUAUUGACCACAAAGUGAUUCAUUUUACUCUAUUUUCAUAUUAGUACAUAAUUUAAAAUCAGACUUAAAAAGUUGUCUACUCAAGCCCUAAAGGAAGAAUAAAAAUAUACAAAAUAAAAAAUUAACACUCUAGCAAAUAGAUAUAAAUGUAAAACUCCACUUAAAGUGGAUAUUUCUAUUUCAAAAGAUGUAGAUGUUUAAGAACUAGAUGAAAAUAGAUGCCUUUGUUACCUUUUUUACACACUGUAUCAAGACCCUUCCUAUGAGAUGACAACCAAAAUUUUAGUUUCUUAUGUUUUCAAAUAUCUAAAUUUAUAAAAUGAAGGAAGCAAGAAUUUGAAAGUUUGAAUAAAAAUCUAAAUAGUGUCACUUAAUUUUAGAUCACAU
Molecule: messenger RNA, 6650 nt
Organism: Callithrix jacchus (white-tufted-ear marmoset)
Lineage: Eukaryota; Metazoa; Chordata; Mammalia; Primates; Cebidae
Gene: C8H15orf61
Product: chromosome 8 C15orf61 homolog
Source: RefSeq, a predicted model, not a curated record